GAUUAGUUUCGAGUGCAGAGUGCUGCAUUUAUAAUUCAAAUAAACAUGAACUUAGACUUGCGCAAGCUGUGCCGGAUUUGCUUUUCAGACAGUCCAGAUGUAGACAUAACACAGCACAAAGUCGUGACUACUGCCCCAUCUAGUGAGGGCGACUUUGAAGAGGAGAUAUCAAUAUCUGAAAUGAUGCAGGCCAUGUUGUUAAAUUCAUUGGACUUAACAACAGAACUACCCAUGAUAUGUAAUGCAUGCUUGGAAGAGUGUUUGGUGCAUUAUACGUACUUUAGCAAGCUGAUGAUUGCCAAUCGGCAGUUGCGUCAAUUGUACAGCGAAGCACAAGAGAAACGCAUGGAAGUUGAAGAAGCUAAAAUUCUCCAACCGCAGUCAUUAACAGCUAAAGAUCCCAAAGAGGUGCAGCCAACGUUAGAGGUAGAAGCAAGCAUAACACGCUCACCACGCCGUCUGGCUAAUGAAGAUUCGCUGAUUGUCUCGGAAUUUCUACCAGCCACGGAACUGAAUGAGGAGUGUCAAACAGAUUUGCAGAAUUUCCCCAGCUUUGAGCUGCGGACGCUAGACUAUGCUGCAGUGGAGCUCAAGCAUGAUAAUCUGGAUGAAUAUAAUGAAACGAAUCGCUUGCUAAAUGCGGAGCCCAGUGGCAGUCUAGCUGUAUACAAAUGCAAAUACUGCCCACUUGCCUAUGCCUCUCAGCAGUUUCUUAAAACGCAUGUGCGCAAAUCUCACGUGUGUAAGUACUGCACUACAGCUUUUGUCAAGGUGAAGGAUCUGAAUGCGCAUAUAAGAGAUAAACAUACGAACAAUCAUCAGUGUGUGGUCUGCAUGAGCAGUUUCAGCACCAGCAGCAAUCUACGCGCUCAUCUUAAGCGCAUGCACGGCGUGCAGUUGCCUGCCCAAGUGGCGCUGCUGGACUAUAGACCAGCCCAACAGAAUAAAUAG
This is a messenger RNA of Drosophila busckii, 951 nucleotides long. RefSeq names its product zinc finger protein 236. The coding region runs from base 46 to 951 and encodes 301 amino acids. The transcript is spliced from 2 exons. Gene Ontology annotation, biological process: regulation of transcription by RNA polymerase II. Gene Ontology annotation, molecular function: zinc ion binding; DNA-binding transcription factor activity, RNA polymerase II-specific; RNA polymerase II transcription regulatory region sequence-specific DNA binding. Gene Ontology annotation, cellular component: nucleus. The record is from RefSeq and is a predicted model, not a curated record. Lineage: Eukaryota; Metazoa; Arthropoda; Insecta; Diptera; Drosophilidae.